UUAUUCUGUUCAUGUACGAAACUAGUUAGCUUCAACAUUAAUUGGGUUCAUUACUCCUCUCAUGCAGCUCUGUUGGGACCAACUAAGGUUGGAGUUUGUGAUAUACAUACUGUAGUUGAGUUUUGUGGGCUGAGUCAGAAGAGUUGGAAAAAUGAGCAUGAACAUGUUCGGUUUGAAGGUGGAGGAGGGAAAAGAAGGUCAAAAUGGACAGCCAUCAGUUGGUCCUGUUUAUCGAAAUCCAAUAGCUAAAAAUGGUUUUCCUCCAACUGAUCCUCAUUUGUCUACAGCUUGGCAACUUUUCAGAGCAGCUGUUGAAAAAUAUCCAGGGAAUAAAAUGUUGGGAUGGCGUGAUUUUAAGGAUGGAAAGUGGGGUCCUUAUCUCUGGAAAACAUACAAAGAAGCUUAUGAAGAGAUUUUACAGACUGUAUCUGCAUUGAGAGCUCAUGGUAUUGAACCUGGUGCUCGAAUUGGAAUUUAUGGAUCCAAUUGUCCUCAGUGGAUAGUAGCAAUGCAGGCUUGCAGUGCCCACAGCUUUAUAUGUGUCCCUCUCUAUGAUACCCUUGGACCGGGCGCUGUUAAUUUUAUUAUUGAACAUGCUGAGAUUGAUAUCGUUUUUGUUCAAGAUAAGAAAGUGAAAGAACUUUUAAAUUCGGAGUGCACACAUGCUAAACGGCUGAAAUUGGUCGUGUGUUUCACUUCGCUGCAGCAGGAAGAGAAGGAUAAGGCAGUUUCUAUGGGUAUUAAGCCAUACUCUUGGAAUGGAUUCCUCAAUAUGGGCAAAGAUAAUCCAUCAGAGCCUUCACCGCCGCGGCCAUUAGACAUAUGUACAAUCAUGUAUACUAGUGGAACUAGCGGAGAACCUAAAGGUGUAAUAUUGACUCAUGAAAAUAUGACUGCAUCUGUAACAGGAGUUGAUCAUUUUAUGGAAGAAUUUGAAGACAAGAUGACGCCGGAUGAUGUGUACAUAUCUUUCCUACCACUUGCUCAUAUACUUGAUCGGAUGAUUGAAGAAUUCUUCUUUCAUAGGGGUGCUUCUGUUGGCUAUUACCAUGGGAAUAUCAACGAGAUACAAGAAGACCUUAUGGAGUUGAAGCCAACCUUUUUGGCUGGAGUACCUCGAGUUUAUGAAAAGAUUCAUGAAGGUGUUCUGAAAGCACUUGGAGAACUCAAUCCCUUUAGGAGGAGCAUGUUCCACAUUCUAUAUAACUACAAACUCAAAUGGUUGAAGCUUGGGUAUAAACAGAAGUAUGCUUCACCACUUGCUGAUCUGCUAGCUUUUAGAAAGGUAAAGAAUAGGUUAGGUGGACGGAUUCGCCUUAUAGUCUCUGGUGGUGCUCCCUUAAGCACUGAGGUGGAAGAGUUCUUGCGGGUUACCUCCUGUGGCUUCGUCCUCCAAGGCUAUGGUUUGACAGAGACUUGUGGUUUGGCCACCAUUGGGCAUCCAGAUGAAAUGAGCAUGCUUGGAACUGUUGGUCCACCAUUUGUCUUCACAGAGGUACGUUUAGAGGAAGUUCCAGAAAUGGGUUAUGAUCCAUUAGGAGAUCCUCCCCGGGGAGAGAUAUGUGUGAGAGGGAGGACUACGUUUACUGGAUACUACAGGAAUCCAGAAUUGACAAGAGAGGCCAUCAAAGAUGGGUGGUUUCAUACAGGUGACAUCGGAGAAAUGUUGCCUAAUGGAGUUGUAAAAAUCAUUGAUAGAAAGAAAAAUGUUAUAAAGCUAUCUCAAGGAGAAUAUGUUGCAAUGGAAUAUCUGGAAAAGGUUUAUGGUAUUGCGCCCAUCGUUGAAGAUAUAUGGGUAUAUGGGGACAGCUUCAAGUCCAUGUUGGUGGCAGUUGUGGUGCCACACGAAGGGAACGCCAAAAAAUGGGCCGAUCAAAAUGGACACAAGGGUUCAAUUCCUCAACUUUGUUCUCUCCAAGAGCUAAAUCAACAUAUUCUCUUUGAGCUGAAAACUGCUGCAGAAAGGAACAAGCUAAGAGGUUUCGAGUGCAUCAAAGGCGUGAUUCUAGAACCUCAACCCUUUGAGUUUAACCAGGACUUGGUAACAGCAACAAUGAAAAAAAGAAGGGAGAGAUUGGUUAAGCAUUACAAGGUGGAAAUUGAUGAUCUCUACCAAAGGCUUAAUGCAGUACCUAAAUGCUAAUAACAUUUUAGAAUGCUGAGGCAGUGCAACUCAGCAAUCUGCUGUUUGAACUUAUAUACAUUGAGUUAAUGUCUGAUAUAACAUUGAUUUGUACGAAUAAUCUGUCUUACCUUCUGAAUUAAGCACUUGAAUGAAAUCUUUUCGCGGUCA
Molecule: messenger RNA, 2293 nt
Organism: Nicotiana attenuata
Lineage: Eukaryota; Viridiplantae; Streptophyta; Magnoliopsida; Solanales; Solanaceae
Product: long chain acyl-CoA synthetase 1-like
Exons: 19
Coding region: 152-2143 (663 amino acids)
Biological process (GO): fatty acid metabolic process; wax biosynthetic process; cutin biosynthetic process
Cellular component (GO): membrane; endoplasmic reticulum
Molecular function (GO): long-chain fatty acid-CoA ligase activity
Source: RefSeq, a predicted model, not a curated record